GUGUCCUACGCCACUUGUAUUAGUGCUUUGGAGCUGAGCCACCAGUGGCCGCUGGCUGUACGCCUGCUACAGCGCAUGCGAGACCAUCAGAUCCGACCAAGCCUUGUGGCGUACAAUGCGACGAUGUCCGCGUGUGAGAGCAGCAGCCAAUGGGAGAGGAUUCUUUCGCUCUUCCAGACCCUACGUGACGACGGGCUAGAGCCAACACCGGUGACUGGUGAUGUUCUGCA
This is a messenger RNA of Symbiodinium necroappetens, 230 nucleotides long. Lineage: Eukaryota; Dinophyceae; Suessiales; Symbiodiniaceae. The record is from the annotation of a GenBank genome assembly.